AUGUCACAUAUCCGCGACGCGGUCUUUGUCAGUGUGCUUAAUCACUUCGCAAAUGGAUUUAUUGCAUCUCAAGCGAUAAAAGAGGUGGUGAAUAGUUUGGCUCGGAGAAUAAUCGUUAGUUCCGACUACCCCCGGGACAGCUCAGCGCCAGCCUUUACGACCCGCGAGUGUGAGAUCGCCCGCUAUCACCUUGGCUUCCGGCCACGACAGGCGAGGUUCUGUAACCAUCCCCGCCUUGGCUUCGCUAUGUUGCCGGUGCUGCGAGCAGCGCGUGCUGUCGGCUUCCACUGCCCCGACACUUUCUCUAACAGGCGGUGGAACUGCUCCUCAGUUGAGGCGCUGCCUCGCAUGUCACCCGAACUGAAACGUGGCACAAGGGAACAAGCAAUUGUACAUGCUUACGCAGCAGCCGCGCUAAUAUUCGAAAUCGGUCGCUACUGCGCCUUAAACAAGAUUCGCUAUUGCUCCUGCGGUAUGACCGGUGGCACAGAGAUGAUAAUCAGUCCCGAAGGUGGGCAGAUGUCUCGCUUUCCUCAGGGUUACGUGCCUUCCCCACGCGUGCGUCGCCAACUGGAUAUGGCCAACUUUCGCAAAUUCAGCGACGCCAUCUCCUUCCAACCAGAAGUCUCUCAUUCACAGCACCAAAAACAAUUCCAACAAAUGCAGACCCAAGUGCAGAACACGCACUAUUGGAGUGGUUGUCCAGACAACGUGGACACCGCACGUAGCUACGUGGCGCAGUUUUUGGGCUUUGAUGAAAAACGCCUUCUUAUGGUGGGCUAUCAUCCACGCAGCCACUCCGUCACUCCCUACACCACCUCCUCUUCCGCCUCCUCCUCUUCCUCCGCCUCCGUCGGCUCUGGUUCCUCCGUCUACUCAACGCCCUUUAAAAAUCCCUUACAGAAUGCUGAGGACUCAGCGCCCUAUGGAUUCUACAUGCCUCCCAGUACCAAUCUACCGCAGCCAUACCUAAAAAGGAAGACUAGGAGCGCCGAAUCUGCUAAGGCAGAUACUAAGAGCCUUCAUCGGAGCUCUAGACGCACAGGCAGGAGGCGAAGACAGCCUUCGAAGAUGAAAUUGACGAACCAGCAUAACUACAUGGCUGGUGCCUGGAUGAUGAUCGCACUUCAAAAACAGUCAUGCAAAUGUCAUGGUGUCAGUGGAAGUUGUACACAAAAGGUCUGCUUCCGACAGCUCCAACGAAUUGAUACAGAACCGAUCAAGGCUGCCCUUCGACAGCGCUAUCUGACCGCGAAGAUGGUGUCAGGGAUUGCAGACGGUAACCUCAUGGCCUCUGUCUUCAAGGAGACGGACUUUGUCGAUGAGUAUGUUCAGCUGGAGGACCUCGUUUUCACCCAACAUUCACCGGAUUACUGUGACCCUGAUCCUCAACGUGGAUCUCUAGGUACUCAUGGAAGACAAUGCAAUUUGAACACCACCGGCGAUGGAAGUUGCAUGAACAUGUGCUGUGGUCGGGGUCACAAGAGCACCACGCACCAGAUCUACGAGAAGUGCAAUUGCAUUAUGCAGCCCAACUUUAAGGUACACUGCCAGACGUGCAUUCGCAAUGAGGUGCGGCACACGUGCCUCUGA
Molecule: messenger RNA, 1593 nt
Organism: Echinococcus granulosus
Lineage: Eukaryota; Metazoa; Platyhelminthes; Cestoda; Cyclophyllidea; Taeniidae
Exons: 6
Coding region: 1-1593 (530 amino acids)
Biological process (GO): cell fate commitment; neuron differentiation; multicellular organism development
Cellular component (GO): extracellular region
Molecular function (GO): cytokine activity; frizzled binding
Source: RefSeq, a predicted model, not a curated record